UGCAUGAACACACGUGCUAGCCUGGCCAGUCAGCCAGCUACUAUACCAACACAUCUCACACAAGAGGAGCAGGCGCGGAGACAUGUUGAGCUGCAUGCAGCUUACUAUCGUGACCACCUGGACACACCUGAUGUUAAUUGGGGCGAUGAGAACACCCAACGCGGCGUCAACACAGGCCUCCGGGGAGCAUCACAUGAUCAUGGCGUCAACACAGGCCUCCGGGGAGCAUCACAUGAUCUUGGCGACACGGUUACAUCAUUAGUUACAGAGUUCUUCGGAGGGGAUGUUAUUGGCCCAUCUUUUAUCCCCCCGGAGUCACAACCAUACGCCUACAAUUACGCUUCAGGUUCGCAACAAGGAUUCGCGACUCCACCACCUACGCAGGACUCGCAGACACAUGAAGCCGAAGUGGAGUACGGCCGCGGUCUUCGUGUGACCCAGCCACCUAAUCGCUUGUCGCCUUCCGGUCGUAAGGAAAGGCCAGGUGGUCGUCGUUAA
Messenger RNA from Triticum dicoccoides, 498 nucleotides. RefSeq lists its product as uncharacterized. The transcript has 2 exons. The record is from RefSeq and is a predicted model, not a curated record. Bases 4 to 498 code for a protein of 164 amino acids. NCBI's taxonomy places the organism in Eukaryota, Viridiplantae, Streptophyta, Magnoliopsida, Poales, Poaceae.